AUGGCUCGUUUACCAACUGAUGUUGAAACUGAAAUUGAUCGAUUUUGUAAUAAUAUAAAACAAAAUACUUAUACACGUUCAGUUGAUAUAGCUUUAGCUACAAUAUAUAUUUUAAAAAAACUUAUUGGAGAAUCAAAAUGGUCAAAUGCAAGUGAACUUAUUACUCUUAUACGUUCUCAAGCUCAUCGACUUAAUCAAGGACAACCGGUGGAUAGUAUUACAUUUAAUAUUACAAGACGUAUUCUUAAAUUAAUUCGUGAAGUAUCAGUUCGAAUAAUUCAUGGUAAAAAUGAAGGUAGUGAUAUAUCAUUAACACUUCAAGCUGUUCUUAAUGAUCGUACAGCAACAUCAACUAUAAAUGAUGAUGAUCAUACAGAAGAAAAUCUUCAACCUAAAAAACAACAAACUCAAAAUAGUAUAACAGAAACAAAUCCAAUAAAUAAUAUUGAAGGUGGUGUAUCUGUACUACGACUUAAACCUGAAUUAAUGGAUGAUUUAAAUUGGUAUUCAUCAGAAAUUGAAUUAAGUGUUAAAAAUCUUUCACAACAAGCUUUAGCACAUAUACAUGCUAAUGAACUUAUAUUAACAUUAGGUUAUUCAUAUACAGUUGAACAAUUUUUUAAAUAUGCAGCUAGUAAAAAACGUCAAUUUCAUGUAUUUAUUUUGGAACAUGCACCUUUUUUUACUGGACAUAAAAUGGCAAUAAAUUUAUCACAAUUAAAUAUACCUGUUACUGUUGUUACAGAUUCAGCUGUAUUUGCUAUUAUGGCACGUGUAAAUAAAAUUGUUAUUGGUACACGUAGUCUACUUGCUAAUGGAGGUUUAACAGCUAAAUCUGGUACAUAUAAUUUAGCAUUAGCUGCUAAACAUUAUAAUGUACCAUUACUUGUUUGUGCACCAACAUAUAAAUUUUCUCCAACAUAUCUUCCAUCAUUUGAUCCAGUUAUGUGUAAUAGUUUUCCAUCACCAGAAAAUAUUCUUUCAUAUGAAUCAAUAUUUCAAUCAUCAUUAGAUAUUGUUGUACCUAUGCAUGAUUAUGUUCCACCAGAAUUAGUUACAUUAAUUAUUGGUAGUGGUAUGGGUAAUGCACCAUCAUAUGUUUAUCGUAUUGUUAGUGAAUUAUAUAGUGCAGAAGAUAAUGAUCUUGAACGUUUACAAAAAGAAUCAUUGAAAUAA
Molecule: messenger RNA, 1176 nt
Organism: Rotaria sordida
Lineage: Eukaryota; Metazoa; Rotifera; Eurotatoria; Philodinida; Philodinidae
Source: the annotation of a GenBank genome assembly